Molecule: messenger RNA, 2556 nt
Organism: Necator americanus (New World hookworm)
Lineage: Eukaryota; Metazoa; Nematoda; Chromadorea; Rhabditida; Ancylostomatidae
Exons: 22
Coding region: 1-2556 (851 amino acids)
Biological process (GO): mRNA 5'-splice site recognition; RNA processing
Molecular function (GO): RNA binding
Source: RefSeq, a predicted model, not a curated record
AUGGCUGCGGAUGAAGACUUGUUGGUGUUCGGAUACGCUUCGCGGAUUUACCCAUUGGACGAGCGUUCUGAGUACAUUGCAGAAGAACGACAUCUGAUUGAUUCUCCGAACGAUCCCUCGCUAAGAAUCGACAGGUGUGUCGUUCUAGGAGCUGUUGCUGUAGCGGUGCCAAGAACAAGAGGUCUGGUGGAUGGCACGCCAGUCGAAUCACAUUGGAAAGGUGGUGAUGUCCUACCAUACGACUGCCGGCUUCUGCUUCCUGUUGGAUAUGAUGUUUAUACAUCAUCUUCGACCGACCAAGAGUCAUGCCCCACUGAGGACUUAGAAGAGGAAAUGUGUGAUGAAGAGCGGUAUCGUGACAUGAGUAAAGAAGAUCAACAAAUUAAAGAAGAAGAAGAAAUGCGCCCGAAGAAGGCCGAAAUAGGUUUCGACUACGGAACAAGUGAUGUCAAACGUAAUGGUGAUGCACCGGACCCAGAGAGUGGAGAUAGCGAUAGUGAAUCGGAACCUUUCGAGCCUCCUCCAGGCAUAAAAUUGCCCUUAGGACUUGUGGUGCCUGAUAAUCAAAAACAAAACCACAUUAUUGAACGAACUGCGUUGUUCGUGGUGACGAAAGGACCCCAAAUGGAAAUAGUAAUAAAAGCAAAACAACGAAACAACACGGAACAGUUUGGCUUUCUGGAGUUCGACAAUAUACUGCACCCCUAUUAUAAAUAUUUGUCGAAACUUAUUCGUGAAAAGAAAUACACUCCAAAUCUAUCAAAACACUCUAAAGAUACCCAGCAAGAUCAGACAUCUCAUGGCUCAGCUCCUGGGACUAAUGGACAGAAAUCAAAUGCUCUCACUGCUCUUGCUGCACAGAGCGAUAGUGAUUCGGAUGAUUCCGAUUGCGAGCUUCAUCCAUCUCUGAUAUCCGGCUAUCAAAAACGAAACCGAAGCCCAGAUCUUAUUGAUGCAGCUGAAAAUGCAGCUGGGCCCAGAAGGCGCCCCUCUUCUCCAUCGCCUCCACCAGUUACUGCACACCGACAUGACUAUGACAUGAACAAAAGUAACGAUAUAUAUGCUUCUUUGUUCAAAAGUCUGAAGCAAGUGUCUACUGAACGAGAAGAAGCAGAAAAACGGCAGAUAGAGCAGCUAGAAAUCAAGAAACAUAUCAUUGCAUCUGCUCCACCGCCUCCAGAUGAGGAAUAUCGUGCAUGGUGGUUAUCAUUUUACGGAACACCUUGUCCUUUCUCUAGUCCACAACCCAUGGUACCGCCACCACCCGAUCUUCAACCGGUUAUCGCUAGUUAUGCUGAAUUUGUCGCUCGUCAUGGAGCUGAGGCAGAAAUGGAGUUAAGAGACCGCGUCGAUCUUCAGCUUCAUUUUAUGCAUCCAAGUAGUCACCAUUUUUCCUAUUAUCAACAUCUCGUUCGUAUGUGUCAGUGGGAGCUCUCACAAAAGAUGUUGGAAGAACCCGCAUCAGUAGAACAGGCCGAAGUCGUAGAACCGGAGGCUGGAACAACCGAUGACCCAGAGAAUCCGUCUACUUCAGACUCUACUGUCGAAACAGCGGUCCCUAUUGGAUCUUCAGAAGGGCAAGCUGAACAAGAUUCUUCUGAAUCACCGGCCCUAUCACUGAAUAGGAAACAGCGAAGACGUCUGCAGGAUGCUUUUCGAGUUCCUGUGGCACAGCCUGUUGGAAUAGUGGAUCCAGUUGCUGUUGCAGCCUUGGCCGACGCAUAUAGUAUGCCGAAGGUGAGCUCUUCACCUGCGUUGUUGACCUCUGUUUCGCAGCCAUGUUUGCUUACCGAAGAAACAACUCUGGGUGAUGCAAGUUCAACAAACAGUGGCAGUAUAACGCUACCACAAAAACCUUUUGCGGCAGUUCCGGUUUCAUUCUCAUUGGUUCCUCUUAAGGAAGAAAAUCCUGCUGUCAUGCCAAGCUUAACCGUUAUCGAUGGACCCGGUAGCCCAGCAUUAGUUGACCCUCGCACGCUUUCUCCCCUUUCUGCUCCUCAAAUGCAGCCAACGACUUCAAAUGUAGGCCUUAUUCAGCCUCCCCCAGUCCCACCAAACAUUCCGAGUAACACACAGUUGGAUCGGAAGGAAAAGGCUCGGAUCUUCAUGGAACGUCUUUUGAAUGAAAAACGAGUUAAAAAGCUCAAAGAGCAAGAGGAAGCGAGAAUAAGGGAACUGGAAGCGCAGAAAGCUGAGAUUGAACGGCAGUUGGCUGAAGAGGAAUCGAAGCGUAAAAAGACAUCGUUGGAAAUGGUGGAUAAGCUGAUUAAUCGCCGCAUUGGAGUUCUUCUGGGAACAGCUGAAGCGAAGAAGGCGGAAGAGAAAGCAAAGGUGAAGUUGCCUGCUCGAUUAAGUGAUGAUGAAGCUGAGAAAGAUCGCGAAGAGUUGCGGAAGAAAAGAAAGAAAGAGAAAUCAAAAAAGCAUAAGUAUAAGAAAUCUCGCAGUCGUUCACAUGACCGAAGUAAGGAUCGAGAACGACGAAGACGGCGGCGCUCAACUGAUGCCAGUAAUAGUGAUAGGGAGUCGUCUAGAAAACGUCGGAAAGAGCGCAGGUGA